Molecule: messenger RNA, 309 nt
Organism: Prorocentrum cordatum
Lineage: Eukaryota; Dinophyceae; Prorocentrales; Prorocentraceae
Source: the annotation of a GenBank genome assembly
GCACCCGGCGGGCGCCAGCAGGAGACCGCCCCUCUGAACACGCCUCUUCUCCAGAGCCCGUGGUCGGCACCGCUGCGCGAGGGCGGUCAGCCCGCAUGUGGCCAGCGCGGUGCCCCGUCGCCGCCUGCCGGGCACUCGCCGGCGACCGUGACUCGUGCAUGGCUCCUUGGUGCGCGCAGUCCCCCGCUCUUCGCGAGCCCGGCGCGCCAGCUUGGCGAUGGCGGCCUCCCUCUCGAGCUCCUUGGCGACGUGCUCCAUCAGGGGAGGCGCCACCAUCACGACGCCGCCGCCCCGACCCUCCCCCUAUGA